GGUCCAAUGGUUGUCUAGUCCUGUGACUAGGUGACUCAGGUUGUGUCGAAAUAUCAUAAUCUGUCAGACAGUGUCAACAUCUACGGGCUGUUUUCCUUUCCUCCUCACAUUGGGAGACCAAGGUUCGUGUGAAAGUGAGCCGCAGCAACAUGUACAGCGUCUACACAUCCUCCCAGUCUCCGUCACACCAAACUCAAGCUGAAGAACAGGCUCUGGCACUGCUGCAACACCUGGACAAAAAUGAACUGGAGAGAUUACUUGAAGAUUCAGCUAAGUUGGACGACCUUGUGAAGGAUACACAUCGGCCCUCCGUGAGUGACAAGGAGACACUGCUGACCAGCAACAAGAGUCUGGCAGAGUUCAACCUGACUUUACAGCCUCGAUUGGAUGACCUCAAACGGCAGGUGGCUACAGGUUACGAGGAAAUAAACACCAUAAAGACAAAUCUGGGCAAGGACAAGGCUCAGUUAGAUAUGUUGGUGGGGGAGCAGUCCCUUGACACGAUGUUGGCACUGUUGCAGACUGAAGCUGCUAAAUCUGAGGAGGAGUCUGAGAAAAUGGCUGAGGAUUUCUGUGACAACAAGAUCUCAGUGGAGGAGUUCGUGAACCAAUACAUCAGCCAGAGAACUGUAGCACACACGCGGAAAGUCAAAGUGGACAAAAUGACAGAACUUUUGCGUAACAUGCAUGCAGAGAACCACCCAACACUGCACAGGCAACAGAGUGCAUCAAUGAAUGCAUCCUGGCACGGCUCCAACCCACCAGGGGGCGCCGGUAACAGUCCAGCACCCUACCCCACUAACGGCUCAUUUAGGAUGCCACAACCUGGGUACUACAACCGCUGACGUCUUCUCUGAUCUGGUGGGGAAAAUUGGUGUUGAUCGGUGUGUGAUGGCAAGACUUUAUAAGACUGAGAGAUUACAAGAAUUGAGGGGUUUCAGGCUUCAGUGCACACAUGCAAAAGUGUAACCAUGGUAACAAUAACAUUGACGCUUUGUUGGAAAUUAAUUGUGACUGAGCAUCAAGUCUGUAAGCACGGUAAGAAAGACAAAAAUUAAGUCAUGUUUUUGUCCACUUUCAGUUGGUAUGAAGCGAUAAAACUAGAAAUACAUGUAACUUUGUUUUUCUUCCCAAAUUGGUGUGAGGGGUUUGCUUGCUGGUUUCUUUUAAAACAUUAGUUGUGCUUCAACACCUCACAAAGCAAGACGUACAUGUUAAAGGUUCAGUAUGUGAUAGGAUACAUGAAAAUCUGACAGAUGUCAGUGACUGACACAUGAAUACUAUCCAAGCCAACCUGUAUUUAGUAAUUUUGAUUCAUGUGUGACGGUUACUGCUGAUUAUUGGAAAACAAUGUUAAAUUCACAUACUUUUUUUGCAAUGUGAUUACACAUGGUACGCCAUGGUCCAUCUGAGUCUAGUUGUUGCAGCUGUCCUGGUUAUCAGUUUUGGAUGUUGCUCUGUCAGGUUUAAAGAAACUUUAAAUCUGCAUGCUCAGAAUUUUUGAUUUUCUUAAACCCUUUAUUGUAUUAAAGUUUUGCUGAUUGCUCAAUGCAUGGUUUUAUUUGCAGUAUAGGUCAACUUACUGUACAAUGCCUCAGUGACUCCUGGACAUCUUGUCCAAAGUUAUAAGUAAAUAGGGGCGUGGGUAGCCUAGUGGUUAAAGCAUUUGCUCGUCACACCAAAGGUUCGAUUCCCCACAUGGGUGAGAAUGUGUCAAGCCAAAUUCUGGUGUCCCCGCCAUGAUGUUGCCGGAAUAUUGCUAAAAGCGGUGUAAAACCAUACUCACUCACUGUAAGUAAAUGGUAAUUUCAGAGUGCUUGGAUUGCUCUGUGAGACAUGUCAAUACUUUUAUGCCCAAUUUUAUAACGCUUUUCUUUGAACUUGAAUAUUCAUUGAGUGAAAAUCUUCUUGAGCAUGCUACCUGCUGGUUUGAAAAUGGAGACUUUCCUUUUGGCUGUAGACAUGCUAUCUGACUGACAACUAAUUGUUUAAUUACCUGUGAUAUUAUUGUGACAAUGCAUCCGUAAUGAUCAUGAUAUCUUGUGUCAGAGGAUAUACUAUUUGUAAUGACAUUGAUAUCCAGUGUCAUGGGGUAUUAUACUAUAACAUCUGUAAUGACCUUGAUAUCCUGUGUCACAUGGUAUAACAUCUGUAAUGACCUUGACAUACAGUGUCAUGGGGUAUAACAUCUGUAAUGACCUUGAUAUCCUGUGUCAUGGUAUAACAUCUGUAAUGACAUUGACAUACAGUGUCAUGGGGUAUAACAUCUGUAAUGACCUUGACAUAGUGUCAUGGGUAUAACAUCUGUAAUGACCUUGACAUACAGUGUCAUAGGGUAUAACAUGUGUGAUAGACCUCGACACACAGUGUCAUGGGGUAUAACAUCAAUAAUAACCUUGACAGUGUAUGCCUGUAUUACAUCAGUAGUGAUCAUGAUGACCUCACUAUAGCCUUCAAGCAUUAUGAUAUAUUUUCUGAAGUGGGUUUGUAAAUUGCAUAGCCUGAGCCUAUCCUGCUAUGCUGAUGUUUCCAUGUGUGAGGGUUGCUUGAUGUACAGAGUGCCCACUUACCUGACCUGAGAGAUGUUUGAUUACACAUUCACAGAUGACAAAAUAUGUAUCCAAGAUCGCGUGAUAACUGAACACUUAUGGCACCACAAAAUUGCAGUGAUAUAUAUUUUUCUUGCAUAUUUUGUUUUGAACCAGUGUACUCUAUGCACAACAGUCAAUGCCAUGUACUAACACAAGAAAUACAGGGAUCUGAUGAACUUCCUUCAAUUAUGGAGAAGCUGCUUUCAGUGUUAGUGAUGUAGUUGAAACCAGCAUUAGGCUAGAUCAGCGGUUCAGCUCUGUGUAUCUGUUACUAUAGUUACCUCUCCUCAUUAGAUUGUGUAUUCACAUUCCUCGUUUUCCCUAUGUAAGACCUUGAUGGUUUUUCAACAUCUUCAUUAACCUUGGUAACUGAUCAAAGUGUAACGUAUCCAUAUGAUAUUGCCAAUUUGACAGAAAAAAAACAAUUGUCAAGGAAAAGGGUUAUUGAAGUUAUUGAAAUAAAUAUGUAAGAAACCAAUACAUUAAGUUAGUUUAACAUUUCUGCUUUCCGAGUCAGUCAAUGUUAUUCGAUAGUUUGUGGCGGACAUGUCGUCUGGGACACAGACGUUCGUUAUGCAGAGUUAUGUCCCUUACCUGUGCUCAGAACAUUUAAAAGAUAUCGGGAUUUUAUGUUUCUCAUACUCAUAGGUUUCAACAAAUCUAAAAGUUGUACACAUCUUAGACACGCGUCACUUUAUAUUUUCCCUUUGAACAAGCCGACACAUCUUGAUAUUGCAGAAAUACCUUUUUUAGCCCUAGCUGUAAAGACUACUCCCUCCAUCUGUCAGUACUUCAUAAAGGACGUCAAAAUGUGAUAUUUGAAAUCUGAAUAAUCUAAAUUCAGUUCAUCCAUUAGCCCCCUCAUUACAAUUUUCUCGUCAUUUUGGUUUGAGCAAAUCUUCCUCCUUUUUGAAAUUUGGUUUCGCAUACAAUGCAGGUUGAAGAUUUGAGUCACAGGUCAUGUUAUGUGUUUGGAGUUACCAGCCCUUGUUACUGACGCGAGGCUCUGGAUCUGUGGCUCCAGUCAUAGCUCCCCACAGUGCCAGGUGUCCUGCAACCGUGCAUGGAAUGAACAAUGUUUGGGUAGUAACGCUCACAAAUAAGAGGUGGCUGCUGUAACCCUAAUUCCCCAGGUCAAGCCCAGCUAAUUUGUUAUGUUUAUAAGUUUAUAUUUCGAUUUGAUUUCAACAAGCAAUGUAAGUGGUUCGAGAGAAAUGUAAUGGUGGCAUUAGCUGCUUUUCUGUUCUCACGUCUGCAAUCUCAAACCAACGUGAUGAGAGGCAAACUACGUCAGGCAAUCGUCCACAGUCAACUAAAAUGGCGGUACCAAAGACAUAUACAAAAACAUGUCAGUAUUUGGGGUAAAAGGGAAAUUUUCAAAGAUUCUCGUUACUGAUACUUCAGUGUAUGAAAUAAGCUAAAAACCUAGCCGUAAUGGAUUUAACCAGACCAGACACCAAGAUAUGGUGAAUUUACUCAGAUGUAUGGAACAUAAAAAAUUUGUAGCAGACCAUCGGGCUGGGUAGCUGUAAAUCUAGACCGUCCGUCAGAAAUCUAGCCCGUCUCGGGCGUUCGGACGGGCCUUAUUUCAUACAGUGGAUACUUUCACACUGGUGCUGUGUGUUCCAAUAAGAGACAGUAAUAUACAUUUUGUAUCUAAAUAUGUACAUGCCCUUGUAGAUUACUCGGAAUUAGAAGACAGUGUGAGUGAAUCACUCGAGUAAUGAUUUCUCAGAUAAAAGCUUGAGAGAAAGACCUAAUAUGUCUGGUAUUUGCCCGACUACAAGUAAUCUGCAUCAGGGGCUGAUGUUAAAGGUUGAUGAAUAACAUCAGAUCACACUGAUGAAGGCAUGCCUUAUCUCACCUGAUUUUUACCCUGUUUAUAUCCUUGUUGAUUUGUAUUAUUUCAGUUCUAUUUUUUCCACAUAUACAUGUUCAGGUACCAAGGUAUUUAGGCUAGCCUAACAGUCUCUUUAAUUGGUUCUGUUUUACUGAUCUUCAAUUGUGAAGAUAAUGGAAAGACAUAUUUGAUACAAAUAGUUUUAUUGUAGCAAAUAUUUUUUGCUUAUUACCUUAAUUCGAAUGUGUAUGAGAUGCUUCUUUUACUAUUUAUUCCCUAUUUAUGAUAUUAAUGCGUAAAAUAUUGAUUCCCAUGUUUGAUUUAAUAAUACUCUAAAAUAUACGUUAUUUAUGAUAGCAUAAAUAUUUAGAUGUUGCAAAUAUCAUUUACAUAUCAUAAGAAUUAUGAUAUAUGUGAUAUAUUCUAUUUACCCUGAAAGUGAAGUUUGAAGUUAAAAUGUAUUUUAUGAUACUGCACAUUCAGUAUAGUUAUAUGUAUAAUUCAUGUUAUAAUCAAAUUAGUGAUAUCAUCAAUUUAUCUCUGAAGGGGAAGAGUUCAGUAAAUGUUUUCAGUUUCUUAUCAUCAAUGUUAUGUUUCAAAUUAAUGAUCACACUAAUUUAAAAAUCACUUUAUCAUUUUGUGAUAUCAGUGAUUCCAUGUAUUUAUAUUUAAACUACAUUAGUUCAUUGUCAGAAAUAUGAUAUCAGUUAUUGAAGUAUUGAUAUCAUAAAGAGGGAAUAAAGAGUAAAACAGUGUCCACUGUGAGCGAGGAUACAACCUGCUGCCUGAAACACAGGCCCUGGCAAGUCCAUGUUUGGUGAUAAUGUAUCAUGUCUUUGUGAAUAAAUUAUUUUUAAAACUGA
This is a messenger RNA of Haliotis rubra (blacklip abalone), 5294 nucleotides long. RefSeq names its product vacuolar protein sorting-associated protein 37B-like. Gene Ontology annotation, biological process: ubiquitin-dependent protein catabolic process via the multivesicular body sorting pathway; protein targeting to membrane; protein targeting to vacuole. The record is from RefSeq and is a predicted model, not a curated record. The transcript is spliced from 5 exons. NCBI's taxonomy places the organism in Eukaryota, Metazoa, Mollusca, Gastropoda, Lepetellida, Haliotidae. The coding region runs from base 150 to 845 and encodes 231 amino acids. Gene Ontology annotation, cellular component: ESCRT I complex.